Chlamydomonas reinhardtii is the source of this 1467-nucleotide messenger RNA. RefSeq lists its product as uncharacterized. Lineage: Eukaryota; Viridiplantae; Chlorophyta; Chlorophyceae; Chlamydomonadales; Chlamydomonadaceae. The coding region runs from base 34 to 495 and encodes 153 amino acids. The transcript is spliced from 2 exons. The record is from RefSeq and is a predicted model, not a curated record.
GUAUAAUAAAGCUAUCAUGAAGUCUAAUACACGAUGGUGCCCAAGCUUCGUGGAAGCAUUGUGUCUCAGAUUCAGGAGUUGCUAGCCAAGAGCGGGCCGCCAGUGGAGGCGCAUGCGGUGCAUGAGCACAUGCCUGUGAUGCGGGGCAUGGCGGUUCUGCGCGGCCGCGUGUAUGGCGUUGUCGCGGCGCGCGGCAGCGACAAGCACAAGGCCAUUGCUGCGACCGGGCUGCAGUCCGGCCGCGUGCUCAUUCGCAGCAGCGAGGACGGUUGCCUGUAUUCGGUGACGGAUCGCACUGGAGCUAUUCUGGAUGCGAUGUCUGUGAUGGAGGACGGUGAACAGGGGAUGCCCGUGCCCAGAAUCGCUCCGGUGCGAUCAGUGACCGAGUACAGGCACCCGUCCUCGGCGCUGCAGAUGAGCACGCGGCCGGACUGCAGCCCGGUCGCGGCAAUUGCCUUGUGCCGCUCGCUGUCGCGCGCCGCGACAACGCCAUAGACGCGGCCGCGCAGGACCGCCAUGCAGGUACCUGCAUGGCGUCCCGUGUGGAGUCCUGGUCAUCGGGCAGCAGCCCGUAGGCGCCGCAGAACAGGAAGCCUGGGGAUGAGGGGGGUGAGAAAGACGGGUGGAGGGUAGAGAGCGGGGAGGCUGGUUGGGAGGUGGAGGGCAGAGCACCUUGCAGGUCUCAGGCUGACAGGCAUGUGCUCAUGCACCGCAUGAGCCUCAACGUCGGGGCCGCUCUUUGCCAGUGACUCCGAAAUCUGGGAUGCAAUGCUGCCGCGUAGCUUCGGAACCAUUGUUGAUUACACUUCUAUAAAGCAGGCGGAGGCACAGGCGCAGGUGGCAGUGGUGGUGGAGGCGGUGCUGCGGCUGGUGGCCUGCAGGCGCAGGGCAGCUGGUCGUGCGCGUUUCAGGUCGCUGCUCGCGGCGGCGCGCGGACUGAAGUGCUGGAGAGCUGGAGCGCCCUGAACAAGGGUGCAUGCAUGGCCCUAAACUCAUGAUGUGUAUGUUGAUGGUGUAUGUUUGAUGUGGCACUUUUAGUGUCAAGCAUACUGUGGGCAUGGGCAUUUCACGGGCAGCAGACAGUUGAUGCAUGGCCUGCAACAAGCAUUGUGUUCAGUUGUGUGCUGUGAGAGAGCAGGGAUGUGCGCUUAGCGGACAGCACAGCCGUUGCGCAAGCACUCAGUCUUUAUUUGUGCUGUAAGGAAUGAUAAGGUGCAUAUGAGGUUUCUGGCCCCCGGCGCGGUGGGUGUUGUGUGGCAACUGGCAAGGGAGCUUCACGUGUGGGAACGUGGGGUCCGGUGGCGGCGCGAGCCCAUGAGCCCAUCCAGCGAAGCCCUAGCCCCUGCUUCUGUGCGCUUGUGAAGGCGGGGGCAAGCGCUGUCAGAGCGCCAGGUGGAUGUGGGGCCUCGUGGGCGCAGCAGGGGAGGGCGGCUGGUGUAGGUGGCGGGGGCAUCGGCUCAAGAGCCU